Molecule: messenger RNA, 396 nt
Organism: Porites evermanni
Lineage: Eukaryota; Metazoa; Cnidaria; Anthozoa; Scleractinia; Poritidae
Source: the annotation of a GenBank genome assembly
AUGGUUGACCCGGGAAUAACAGGCAAAGACAAAAGUUCAAGGACGUCUUCUAAUGAAGACUCAGCAUGUCAUGAAGACAUAGGAUUUCGGGAAAAUGGAGAUCAGACCAAAGUAUCGGAAACUCGUUCUUUGGCAUCGUCUCAUCAGGGCGAGAAUUUGACAAAAGAUGUGGUGCCAAGUCAGUGCGAGGCUGAUGCCAUGCGUGCAUUAGAUCACGAAAAGCAAGUACUGUCUGCUAUAAACUCUACAAAUGUGGCGCCUCCGCUUGUCGCGAGGAAUUCCAAUCAUCUUUUCGAGAGUGCAGGUGAGAUUCUAGCAAUCCAUGACUACAGGACGUCUUCAAGUUGCAAAGCUGCACAGCCUCUGAGUUCGAUUAAUUCCCCUUUUCCGGAGUAA